AUGAAUGGCGGCGACUACCCUCACGAAGGCAGUGAACAUCGCGGUGUUUAUGAAGUGGGAGGAAUAAUCAGAGUCAAACAACACCUGUUUGGGAAGUUGGGUAACAUUGCAGCUUGCAAGAAAACUCCACCAAAUGUAGUCGAAGAGUUGAAGGAAUAUAUGACUACCCAAAAAAGUGGGACCAGUUACAGUACUUCUGGCAGUGGUAAUAUGGAAAAUAUAAAAGAUUUUGAAUUUGGUGAACCAAUUGGAUGUGAUGGAAGUGAAGAUGAUGAGUUUGCGGACUCUUGUAAUGCUACUGCAAGUGCAAAGACAAAGUGUGGGACUAAAAAAGGACCAAUGGACAAAUUUUGUAAGAAUUCAGAAAAUGCAAUCAAUCGGAGAAAAAUGGAGAUGUUGAGGCAAAUGAACAUACGAGGGUCAAUGGAUAAGAAUGAAGUAUUGAAGGUGCAUCAACAUAUUGCUCGCUUUUGGUACCAAGCGGUCAAGUACGGUUGUACUAUUGUGUUUGAUGCAUGGACUGAUCAGAAACAAAGAUGCAUCAUUAAUUUUUUGAUUAACUCUCAAGUUGGUACCAUGUUUUUGAAGUCUGUUGAUGGCUUUGAUUUUUUAAAGACAACUGAAAAUAUUUUUGAGGUCCUUGAUGCCAUUGUGGAGGAUGUUGGAGAAGAGAAUGUUGUUCAAGUUGUAACCGAUAAUGGGAGCAACUAUGUUUUAGAGGAAAGGCUCCAUAAAGAGAAAACCAAUAUUAGAAAGAUGUUUACUUCUGAUGAAUGGACCUUCAACAAGCUAUCUAAGGAGCCUAAGGGAAAAGAAGCUGCAAAGGUAGUGCUCAUGCCUUUUUUUUGGAAUAGUGUGGUUUACACUCUUAAAGUCAUGGCUCCACUUGUGAAAGUGCUUUGUCUUGUGGAUGGUGAAAGGAAACCAGCCAUGGGAUAUAUUUAUGAAGCAAUGGACAAGGCAAAAGAAACAAUUAUCAAGUCUUUCAACAACAAUGAAAGCAAGUACAAAGAUGUAUUUGCAAUCAUUGAUAAAAGAUGGAAUUUUCAGCUUCAUAGGUCAUUGCAUGUAGCUGGCCACUUCUUAAAUCCAAAGUUCUUUUAUGACAACACUGACUUGGAGUUUGAUUUUGAGGUCACCAAUGGUUUGUUUGAGUGCAUUAAGAAGUUAAUUCCACAAUUUGAUGUGCAACAGAAAAUUCUAACCGAGUUGCAUCUUUACAAGAUUGGUGCUGAACACUUUGGUUCUGACUUUGCAAUGGCUCAAAGGAAAACCCAUUCUCCUAUGUUUCAGGAUGUGAAAGAAAUUGGAGUGUGUUUGAGCAAGCUUCGAGGGUUGGAGUGUAGGAUGUAUACUAGGCGGAAAAAGCAAAAAACAACAAGUGUUGCUGCUACCCAAACUUCUAAAAAGCAGGCAAUGGUUGUUGGAUCUUCAUCAAGGAAGCAAAAAGCAGUCCAAGAAAAUGAUGAGGAUCUAGAUUUUGAGGAGAAUAUUGAUCUUGAAUCUGAAGAAGAAGAAAUCAUGGUCAAUUUUGAGGCAUCUGAUGGGGAAGAGGGAGAGGGAGAUGCUCCAUUACCAUAUGAUAAUAAUGAAGAUGAUUAUGUUGGGAUUGGAGAAGAUGAUUAG
Molecule: messenger RNA, 1626 nt
Organism: Glycine soja
Lineage: Eukaryota; Viridiplantae; Streptophyta; Magnoliopsida; Fabales; Fabaceae
Exons: 6
Coding region: 1-1626 (541 amino acids)
Source: RefSeq, a predicted model, not a curated record